AUGCAGAAUCAAGUAUUCCAGAUAACGAGCUAUGAGGAAGAGAGGAGAGCGCGCUCAGAGCUGGAGAUCCGCUGUCAGAGAGUCACGCUGGAACUUGCUGACACCAAGCAGCUUAUUCAGGAAGGAGACUACAAACGAGAGAACUAUGACAAAAUCAAACGAGAGAGAGAUGGGUAUGAAACAGAGGUUAGAGAGUUGAGGAAGAAGUUGGAAAUGCUGGACCUCACACACACUGCCCUGACCAAAGAGAGGAAUGACUUAAAUAAGGAGGUAGCCACUCUGCAGCAGUCUGUAACAUUGAUGCAGAAGGACAAAGACUAUUUAAACAGGCAGAACAUGGAGCUUAAUGUGCGCUGCGCUCAUCAAGAAGACCGUCUGGACAGAAUGCAGACCCAGCUUGAAGACACAAAGAAAGCCAGGGAAGAUGCCUAUGAGAAAUAUGUUGCUUCUAGAGAUCACUAUAAGACAGAGUAUGAAAACAAACUGCGUGAUGAACUGGAGCACAUUCGAACGAAGACCAGUCAUGAAAUCGAGAGCCUGCAGAGGGCAUCUAAAGAGACGUAUGAGAGAGAGAACAGAAACCUUCGUGAAACCCGAGAUAAUGCUGUCAUUGAGAAAGACAGAGCACUGAAUGCAGAAAGAGAUGCCCAAGCCAAAUAUGAUCAACACUUAGACCAGUUCCGGCAGUUGCAGCUGAGUUCAGACAGCAGGGUGGCAGAACUGCUUAACCAGGUGAAGCUGAAAAAGUUUGAGUUGGAGCGUUCCCAGAUGGUCCAGGAGGAGACGGCCAGGAACCUCAGCCUUUGUCAAAUUGAGUGUGAGAAACAUCAGAAAAAACUGGAGGUUCUAACAAAAGAGUUUUAUGGGCUACAAACAUCAUCAGAGAAACGCAUCACUGAAUUGCAAGCCCAGAAUUUUGAAAAGCAAGCACGACUGGAGACAUACGAGCGAUUGGAAAAGGAGCUGGAUGAUGUUACCAUGCAGGCUGCAGAGAUGGAAAAUGAAGAUGAGGCAGAGAGGGUGCUGUUUUCAUAUGGUUAUGGUGCAAACAUUCCAACAACUGCCAAGAGAAGACUGAAGCAAAGUGUUCACUUGGCUCGCAGGGUUCUGCAGCUGGAGAAACAGAACACACUGCUUAGGAGAGACCUGGAAAGACAAACGGCGCACAGCAGUCAGAUCUCUGAAGAGUUGGAGGCAGCAAACCAGCUUCUUCAGCAGGCCCAGCAGCCACACAGCUACCUGAUUGAGACCGUGCGACAGAGAGACACUCAGAUCCAAACACUGAAAGAACGUCUCACGCGAUUAGAAGAGGAAGUAAGUGCACUACGGAAAGAGAAGAUUACACUGCUGCAGGUGAAAAACAACAUGGCAGCAGAUUUGGAGAGACUCCUGAACCACAGAGAGGAACUUUCUGUGAUGAAGCAAGUCCUGCUUAGCAUGCGCUCACAGCAGCACGGUGGGCCUCUGUCUGUGUCCCAACCUGAGCUUGAGACCGAUGGCGUUGGUACAGCAGUUCAUAGACCCAAAGCUUUAAAAAGCACAGACGAGGCGCAAUACAACUAUGGUCCCAAACCCACAGUGUUUGCUAAACUAGAGAUGGAUAAAUAUCUGUCUCCACAACCUGUGGCUCUCCCCUACCCAAAGAAGUCAAGACGAGAGAGCGUCUCUUCAAUGGACCAGUUUUUCGGGGAUGACCACGGUUCCCCCUACAGCAUCAACAUGAAUGUCUUCCUCCCCGACAUUGCUUAUCUAAGAACGGGGAUGUGCCGGCCGACGCGGCCUUCGGUCCCCAGCCAGAUCAAAACUGAACCUGUAGCGGUGCCUUUCUCUCAUCCCGAGUGUCCGGUGAGCUCGACCGGCCCCGUUUCAUCCGCGCUUCCCGAUUUCACCAGCAUCUUUAACUCGAAUUCCACUUCGGGUUCUGAAAUCAAUGCCAUGGACGAUAACUCGGGGGUCUUUGUCAAGCAGGAGAUGCAAGGCUUUGACAUCCCGCAGGAUGGGCCGCUUUUCCAGCUCCUCAGCUCAGAGCUGGACGUGCCGCAUCAAGCCAACUCGCACUCCCACCCUCACGCUCACUCUGUGCCCUCACAGAUGCCUACUUUCCAUGACCUGCACUUAGCGACCCAACAGACUGCUGCCAAGACGUACUGUGGCAUGUCCGGCUACCCUCUUGGCCCGGGCCACUUUGUGCAUCCUCAGGGUCAGGCCCACUCCCAGCUCAAAAUGCCCUAUCUUCCCCCCUCACCUCCCACUUCAGAACCUGGCAGUCCUGACAGACAGAAGGAAAUGCUUCACAAUCUGACACCACCACCAUCUUACGCCGCCACUAUCGCCUCCAAAAUGGCUGACCAUGCGCCCAGUCACCCAACACCCACCUCGACACGAGCUCCCGCCACCACUGGGUCUAUGCCUGUCCGUUACAACCGAAGAACAAACCCAGACCUCGAGAAAAGACGGAUACACCACUGUGAUUUUGCAGGUUGUAAGAAAGUUUACACCAAGUCUUCCCACCUGAAAGCUCACUUAAGGACACACACUGGUGAGAAGCCGUAUAGGUGCACGUGGGAGGGCUGCGACUGGCGGUUUGCUCGUUCCGAUGAGCUGACGCGUCACUUCAGGAAACACACAGGAGCCAAACCCUUCCAGUGUGCCGUGUGCAGCCGCAGCUUCUCUCGCUCCGAUCAUCUCGCCCUGCAUAUGAAGAGGCACCAGAAUUAGACA
Molecule: messenger RNA, 2721 nt
Organism: Sinocyclocheilus rhinocerous
Lineage: Eukaryota; Metazoa; Chordata; Actinopteri; Cypriniformes; Cyprinidae
Product: progesterone-induced-blocking factor 1-like
Exons: 16
Coding region: 1-2718 (905 amino acids)
Biological process (GO): cilium assembly
Cellular component (GO): microtubule organizing center
Source: RefSeq, a predicted model, not a curated record